This is a messenger RNA of Talaromyces stipitatus ATCC 10500, 1394 nucleotides long. RefSeq names its product alanine racemase. Gene Ontology annotation, cellular component: cytosol. Gene Ontology annotation, biological process: L-threonine catabolic process; glycine biosynthetic process. Lineage: Eukaryota; Fungi; Ascomycota; Eurotiomycetes; Eurotiales; Trichocomaceae. Gene Ontology annotation, molecular function: L-allo-threonine aldolase activity. The transcript has 3 exons. The coding region runs from base 10 to 1263 and encodes 417 amino acids. The record is from RefSeq and is a predicted model, not a curated record.
GCAGCAUCUAUGAGGAACGCUUUCUUUCUCAGUCGAGGAUUCCAUCGUCUGGCAUUCUGCUUAAUUAUCCCAAAACCGAUUCACUUGCGCAAAUUUACAAUGGGUUCUACGGAUUUACAGUCUGCGGGUGGCAAUGGCAAGACCAAUACUUGGGAAGGCCUGGGGGCAGCAGAGUUUGACUUGAGAAGCGACACAAUGACAAAGCCGACCAAAUCCAUGCUCGAAGCGAUUUCUCAUGCCUCUCUUCUUGACGAUGUCUUCAACGAAGACCCCACGACGAACUCGUUGCAACAGUAUAUCGCAGAUCGCACAAAACAUGAGGCCGCUCUUCUCGUCAUGUCGGGCACCAUGGGCAAUCAAGUCGCCAUUCGCACACAUCUAAGCCAACCUCCGUAUUCCGUGUUGUGCGAUCACCGUUCCCAUAUUCUUCAGUAUGAAGCCGGCGGGGUCAGCAUGUGGACUGGGGCUACUGUCCAGGGCAUCGAGCCCAAGAAUGGCAGGUACCUCACACUGGAAGAUCUUCAGGCCAAGUUUAUCCCCCCAACGAACAUCCACUACUGUCCGACCAGGUUGAUCAGUCUGGAGAAUACGCUUGACGGCAUGGUAAUGCCGCUGAGCGAGACCAAGAGAAUUGUCGAAUGGGCACAUGCAAACGAUGUAAAGGUUCAUUUAGAUGGAGCUAGAUUGUGGGAAGCGGUUGCCUCCGGUGCAGGAAGUUUAGACGCGUAUACCAGCUUGUUCGACAGUAUUAGUCUCUGCUUUUCCAAAGGUCUUGGAGCACCAAUUGGCAGUAUCAUCGUCGGCUCUAAAGACUUUAUUGAACGAGCCCGGUGGUUCCGUAAGUCGAUUGGUGGUGGCACCCGCCAAGCUGGUGUUAUAUCAUCUGCUGCUAGGGUUGCCGUAGAAGAAACAUUCGGAUCUGGUCCUAAUGGUGAAGGCGGUAAGCUGAAAGAUACGCAUACCAAGGCCAAGCGAGUUGGCGAGAUGUGGACAUCCAAAGGGGGGAAACUAGCCAAUCCCGUGGAGACCAAUAUGGUAUGGCUGGACCUUGCUGCCUCCAAUGUUGGACCCAACGAUCUUGCAGAAAUCGGAAAGCAGAAAGGAUUAAAGCUUCUUGGAAACAGACUCAUUAUCCAUUACCAGGUCUCCGAGGAAGCGUUAAGUCGCCUGGACGAGUCUUCCAGGUGGCUUUGUCCGGUAAAUUUGAACAUAGCGCUGACACCAGCAAGCCGUAUGGUUCUCGAUAGGCGUACUCUAGAGUGAACAGAUGUAUAUAUCCUCUCGCUGGGCAUGCAUGUAUAUAGGAAGUGACCAAACAUAAAUCAUUGACAUACCGAAUAUGAGUUGUUGAAGUCAUAUCCCAGUGCAGAGAGACAUGAUACUGUUAAGCCUGG